CGGAGAAUCAGGUCGCCUGGCAACCGUCCGCUGGCCUUGCCGGAGACUGGCACAAGGACACUGACCAAACCAGUUACAGACCGGACUGGACCCUGGACCCGGGAGCGAAAGUUGGAAGUAAUACCUAAACCUGCUUCUGGACAUGGUACUAAAACGGAGUUCUUACUGAGAGUUUCAGUUACACAGAAACCAUGGUUCGACUGACUCUGGAUUUAAUUGCCAAAAGCAGCAAUAUUAAACCCCGAAAAGAAGAAACCAACGCACAAUGCCUGAAGAAAUUAACGCACAUAAAUUUUUCAGACAGAAAUAUAGAUUCAAUUGACGACCUCUCUCUCUGCAAAAACCUGAGCGUUUUAUACUUAUAUGAUAACCGCAUUAGUGCCAUCACCAACCUGAACUAUUCCACGAAUCUGACCCACUUGUAUCUGCAGAACAAUUGCAUUUCCUGCAUCGAGAACCUCAGGUCCCUGAAGAGACUGGAGAAACUGUACCUGGGAGGCAAUUACAUUGCAGUCGUAGAAGGUUUAGAAGGACUGGAAGAACUGAGAGAGCUGCAUGUUGAAAGCCAGAGGCUUCCACUGGGAGAAAAGCUUCUGUUUGACCCCAGGACUCUCCGUUCUCUGGCAAAAUCCCUCUCUAUUUUGAAUAUCAGCAACAAUAAUAUUGAUGACAUAAAAGACUUAGAGUUGCUGGAGAAUCUGAACCACCUGAUCGCCGUUGACAACCAGCUGGUGCAUGUGAAGGAUUUGGAGCUUUUACUGAAAAAACUGAUGAAGCUGUGGAAAAUGGAUCUAAAUGGAAAUCCUGUUUGUCUUAAACCAAAAUACAGGGACAAACUGAUACUGAUGUCCAAGUCCCUGGAAUUUCUUGAUGGAAAAGAAAUAAAAAAUCUGGAAAGACAAUUCCUUACGAAUUGGAAAGCAUCCAAAGAUGCCAAGAAAAUCAGCAAGAAAAAGAGCAGUAAGAAUGAGGAUCGGAGCGACUCCUACAUAAGUAACUUUGAAACAAUACAUCACAUAGUUCCUGUUUAUUACCCGCAGGUGGGUAAGCCAAAGGUAGUCUUUUUCUCUGAUGCACAGAGAUACUUAGCAAGUGCAAAUCCAUCUUCAGAAUGUUCCCAAGAAGAUAAAACUAAAAUUACUGAAGACAUGGGGAAUAUGUCCUUGAAGGAGUCUGAAAGCUUGGUAACAAAAAGCGAUAUCCACGAACCUCACCUCCGAAACCCAAAAGUAAAGGAACAUUUGUGUGAGGAAAAGGAGUCAGUUCAGCCUGGCGUGAUUUGAUUUCGUCCUAGAACUAGGCAACAGCGUGGCGUGAGGGUUUGUAGAGCGGUUAUCUCGGUGUAUACCUUCCUGUUUGAUUUGUUUCUUUAUUGAAACCGAGACUUUCCGUGUGUGAAUUCCGGGAUCUAUUUACUUUAUUAGUUGUUAAAUAAA
Microtus oregoni (creeping vole) is the source of this 1436-nucleotide messenger RNA. RefSeq names its product protein phosphatase 1 regulatory subunit 42 (gene Ppp1r42). Lineage: Eukaryota; Metazoa; Chordata; Mammalia; Rodentia; Cricetidae. The record is from RefSeq and is a predicted model, not a curated record. Bases 192 to 1283 code for a protein of 363 amino acids. Gene Ontology annotation, molecular function: protein binding. The transcript is spliced from 9 exons.